Suillus plorans is the source of this 720-nucleotide messenger RNA. RefSeq lists its product as uncharacterized. NCBI's taxonomy places the organism in Eukaryota, Fungi, Basidiomycota, Agaricomycetes, Boletales, Suillaceae. The record is from RefSeq and is a predicted model, not a curated record. The transcript has a single exon. The annotation marks the transcript as partial.
CCUCACUUUCGCCCCCUAGCCGUUGCAUUUUUGCAAGGAGCUCACAAUACCUGGGUUCGAUUUUGCGCUGAGUUCAUUGCUGGUGGAACAAUAGAUAGGUCAACUGAUGUUCAGUGGCAAACGACUUACAUGAAAACCACAAACGAUGACAAUGAGGGUGCACUCGGUACUGUCCGCACAUCUCUUCGCCGUGCGCCACACAUGGCACUAUCCCAUUUCAACUCUCGCUUCAUGUACAGGAAAAACAAAACCGGCACUUACAUCAAAAAUUCCCUUGAUGCCUGUUCCCAGCACAAGCUCUGUAGAAAGGCUCGCGAACGUGAUAAAAGUAGUGAUGAGGGUGUACGGCAGGUUGUGCAGGUGGAAUAUGAUAAGGAGGUGGUGCAGAAACACCGGGAAGAAGACAUCAAGAAAUACGCUCGUCGAGAUGCUGCAGUAGCAAAGCUUGAUGCAGUGGUACCUCGACUCACGCUAGAAGAAGUCAGCAAGCUUCGUAGUGCUGAAGUUGACCUUCAGAUUCAUUGGCAUCGCAGAUUCAACACAGCAAUGCCGGCUGCCAAAAACAUGCCCAGCACGAAAGCAAAGAAGGUAGAGGUGUUGAUGGAGGCUGUAGGACGUUAUCUGCGUGGUGAAGCUACACCGAGUGGUCAAGCAACAUACCCGCAGCGGCUUGCAUUGUCAGUCCAAGAGAUAGUACUACUAGGAGAGGGUGACUCGUGA